AUGGAAUUUUACGGCAUGACUGGAGAGAAGUUGGGCACGAUCGGGCAGGUGGAGGAAAAGGGAGCCAAGGGGGCCGACCUGCCUCGAUGGAAGAAGGCCUUCUUAGAGAAGCCUUCAAUAUCAAUCCGCAAGGGCAUUGCUUGGGGGUUCUCUCCUCCAUAUGAGGACACAUCUACACUGGUUCUCACGUCUCCGAAUGCCGUCUUCGUCGACAUACGAUUUCCACUGCAGCCAGACUCUUCCAGGCCACUGACCGGAAACCCAGCAUUCUGGGCGUUCUCGGGCACCUCCCGCACAACGUUCUCUCCGGACACAUCGGAGGUCUCGAUGCCCUAUUCAGCACAUGCGGUGUGGGCACACGAGAUUGAUUCAAAAGGGUCAGGCAUCAGCGAUGAGGGAGACAUGUUUCUCCUCCCCAAUGACGAUUGUAUCGAGGUCGGGAUGAUGCAGAAUCCCCAAACUAAACAGGUCGAGCUGUACAAGGAAUACUGGAGCACGCCGCCUGCCGAGCCCGGGUCCGGAGAUCUUCGUCGGUCACCUUGUGUCGUGGCGAGGACGCUGGAGCUGGGAGUACACAGAGCGGCUCGAAACGGGAGCGGGGUUGUCAUUCGUGUGGGAGACUACUGUCAAGGCAUCGUUCAGCAAUGCGAGCACGACGGAUCACCCCGGGGAGUGCUGGUGGAGCGGUGGCAGAAGCUCCCGGUCCAGAGGAAUCCCGCUCUCUCUGAGAGCCAGAGCCGAGACGCUGGAGACAGCCAUCAGCCCACGGAGUGGCUCAUGGACUGGCGCAGCAAUACUCCCGAAGGCGAGGCCUCGAUCCCAUCUCUAUGGACGUGCAUGGACGAUAGGAAACUUGGAGAUCAGAUUGUGAUACACGGUGUCACCUGGUCGGUGGUGGAAGUGGGAUAG
Capronia epimyces CBS 606.96 is the source of this 909-nucleotide messenger RNA. RefSeq lists its product as uncharacterized. The transcript is spliced from 2 exons. The coding region runs from base 1 to 909 and encodes 302 amino acids. The record is from RefSeq and is a predicted model, not a curated record. NCBI's taxonomy places the organism in Eukaryota, Fungi, Ascomycota, Eurotiomycetes, Chaetothyriales, Herpotrichiellaceae.